This is a messenger RNA of Morchella sextelata, 1233 nucleotides long. RefSeq lists its product as uncharacterized. Bases 1 to 1233 code for a protein of 410 amino acids. Gene Ontology annotation, biological process: regulation of DNA-templated transcription; nucleosome assembly. Gene Ontology annotation, molecular function: histone binding; DNA binding. Lineage: Eukaryota; Fungi; Ascomycota; Pezizomycetes; Pezizales; Morchellaceae. Gene Ontology annotation, cellular component: nucleolus. The transcript has 5 exons. The record is from RefSeq and is a predicted model, not a curated record.
AUGGUUUUCAGCGACGCUGACCCCACGUUCAGCAUCUCCUCGCUCCUUAGCCGUUUUGACCCUACGGUGGCAGCUGGAACAAGUUCUUCUGCAGCCUCACGGCCAGUCCCGUCAAGAGUUAACAGCGAUAAGAAGCCCUUGGUUGCUCAGCAGAAUGGCUCUAAAACAACUACAUCUACGACAAGUACAAUACCGUCUUCGAAAACAGAUGUUGGCGGUAUCGUUAAAAAACGCAAAGUAGAUGAUCCUCAACAAAGUUCUAUGGAAAUGUUAAAGCAGCGGGCAGCGCUUCUAGCUAAAGUUAAAAAAACAACCCCGGCUUCCACAACGGCAGCAUCAGCUAGUACUCAUAGGCCAACUGUUUCAAAAAUUACAACUGCUGGUGCACGACCUGGUACCACACGACCUGGCACAAAUUCUGCUGGAAACACGCCAACAGAGACUGUUAAAAAGCCUGGUUAUAAGGAACUCUUGGCUAGGGCAGCCCAGGCCCAAGCAGAGAAGAAGUCGGCUUCAGGAACAAUUACACACAAAGCCCGACCUCAAGUGAAGGAACAACGUGCGUGGCAGAAGAAGCUGGAAGAGCAGAAGGCUGGAAAGUCAGGAGUAGUUGGGAAUGACAGGAAUAGUAAGAGCCCGGGCAUUGCUUCAGGCAAUGAAAAGGGCACUUCUGCCGGGAAAAAGUCCGGCGAAACCGUCAAGACGACAGCUGGGAAGAAAGGCGUCGGAGGUAUUGACAGCCGCAGAUCAUCUGUAGGGAAUAUUCAGGGAGCUGCUGGAAAAGGAAAACUUCCAGAUAGGGGGAAGAAUGGAGGCCCUGUGGAAGCUGGGACGAAAAGAAAGCGUGAAGACACCGGAUAUGGUGGUGGUAGCGGUAGAGCCGGUGGCUUUACAUCUUCCAAAAAAAACAAUGGUAGACGUUACGACACCUACGAGGAGGAUGAAGAAGAUGAUUUCGUUGUUGACGAUGAAGACGACGUGCCCGCACGCGGGCCGAGAUAUGGCGGUGGUGGAUAUGGUGGCGGCGGCAAAAAAUACAUAUACUACGAAUCUGAUUAUGAUUCGGGAAGUGAUAUGGAAGCUGCAGGUAUUGAUGUGCUUGAGGAGGAGGAGCGAAGCAGGAGAGUAGCUAUUCUAGAGGACCAAGCAGAAGAGAAGAGGGAGAAAGAGCUGGCUGCAAAGAAGGCAGCUGCAAAGAAGAAGUUGAUGGCCGCAAAGAUGGCCAAGAAAUAA